Molecule: messenger RNA, 1341 nt
Organism: Aspergillus tanneri
Lineage: Eukaryota; Fungi; Ascomycota; Eurotiomycetes; Eurotiales; Aspergillaceae
Exons: 1
Coding region: 1-1341 (446 amino acids)
Source: RefSeq, a predicted model, not a curated record
AUGGAAAGCUGCAACAAGAUGAUCGAUUCUAUCCGGGACGGCAACCCUGCCGGUCCUUGCAAGAAACCUCGCUACGAUCAUGAUCUGGUGCCGAUGGACCAUCCCGACGAAUGUCGUAAGUGCCAAACCGAACAAGCUAGUCCAUCGGUUGGUAUGUCUGGCUUCACCCGUCUCGAGGGCGUUGAAGCCUCGUCUCAUGGCUUUUCUUCUGAUAAGAACGAGCCCGAAUCACUGAACCCUGUUGCCAACAUCCGCGGCAAUUUCAAUAAGGUGCACGAACCUGUCAAGCGCACGCUGAAUGGCAAGCACUCCUGGGAAAUGGUCGACUCCCCUAAACCCCCUAAAGAGAUUUUGGAUGGUGAGUUCACUUUGCUUUCUCCUGAUUGCCCCCCAGAGGAGCGGGCUGUCUCCAAGAAGCGUAAUAGAUUCGCUUCUGGGCUUGCAUCCUUGACAAACCGCACCGGACCUCGAUUCUUAAGCACAAAGUCGCUUUUUGGCUCUUCAUCCUCAUCGUACCGUCGUUCCUUUGGAAUUCGUAGUCAGAAAAAAGCACCAUCCACAAACUCUGAAACAUCGCGUCAAGGUAAGGAGAACUCCUGGGAGCAUGAGCUGGUGGAUAUGCCCGAAUCACCUAACAACAAGACUUACUCUAGCCAUACGGGGACUGUUCAUCCUCAGGAUAGAGCGCUGCCAAACUUGCUUGAAGUCGAAGGCGAUAGUGAGUGGAUUUCGAUGAGCCCUCCCCAGUAUGACGCGGGUGUCUUGAACCAGCCACUCUCUCCUAACCUGACCUUUUACCAGGAUGAUUCCGACGACGAAGACGAAAAUGGCCCUAUGGACGACGCAUCUCUUCUGAAUGAUACCCUUAGUGGAUCUGAAUCGGUACCGGGGCUCGAACGUACCUUCGACCUUCUCACCGUUUCGGACAAACUCGCCCCCAUCUUCCCCUCGUCAGAGUCCUCAUUGGCUCUGCCGGGCAAACGGCAGAAUAUAAUGGACGAGGAAAUCGCUGGUUCUGCACAGGGGUGCCCGCGUUUUUAUCAUCUAUAUCGGGAGGACCUGUCUGGUGACCGGUUAUUCGACAAGAGCCUGUAUAGCAAGGACGAUCACGAACUUGCAAUCCAUGAAGCCGAAACUAUUCUGGCUAAUUCUGAAUUUAUCGCUCCUUAUUGGAAGGGUCCCGAUAGGUCGAAAUCUCAAAGCCUUGCCCCUCUAUCCCCGACAACUGACCCUGGGUCCCAGAAGAUGCCUGGUCCGUUUGAAGGUGGGCUUCGUGGAUUGCAUCAGCAAUUCCCGAGCUUGUUUGGGAAGGCAUUCCGUGCUAGUGAUGAGUUUUGGUAG